AUGUCAUGGCAAUGCAUUCGCCGACAGCUGCAAUGCAUGCGGCAAGAAGGCGUCCGGUCAUGGUGCCAGAGAUGGGUGGACAUGCACCUGAUACAGCCGGCUCGGGAGAUGACGCGGCAGCAGAUGAUUGUCUCUGCUGGCGUGGGCUUUUGGGGAGGGCUUUUUCCAGUGCCACCCUGCACUAUGCCAGCCACAGUCUUCUGCAUCACCAUGUACUCCGCGGGUGUGCCGAAGGUCCAGCGAUUCAGCCUUCCGAUGGCCAGCGUAGCGGUGAUCAUCAACGAGCUUUCCCUGCCAGCAGAUCUGGCGAUGAUGCCAUGCUUCAUCAUGCUCGGCCAGACCGCCUACCGAAGCAUUACCGGAGAAAGCCUCGCUCCGUGCAGCGAGGUCCUCAAGGACCUCCAGGCCUGGCGGAGCAAUGAAAUGUCAAGCUACACCUCCCAACUCCCCAAAUGCCGGAAUCUUUAUUUCGGAACCUCCCCUCAAGCGAGUGAUAUUGUGGGAGUAACUGGAGGUCCAGCUGAGGUAUUACAAUUUACUUCCAGCGUCUAA
Messenger RNA from Symbiodinium pilosum, 552 nucleotides. The record is from the annotation of a GenBank genome assembly. Lineage: Eukaryota; Dinophyceae; Suessiales; Symbiodiniaceae.